AUGAAGUGGCUAAUUUUCCCUUGGGUGGAAACGAAGGCCCUGGGCCUGGUGCCCAAGGAUGACAAAAACUCUAACCCUGGUAAGACCAAGGACGUGAAGCUCUGUAUCGUGCACUUAACUUUUGAGGGCGUCAAUGACGAGAUGCUUUUUGUUUGGUUGUGGGGAAAAGAUAGCUAUGGUGUGGAGAGAUGGGUGUUUGACAAGUCAUUUCCAUUGCGCAUCAUUGCCGAGUUCAUUAAGUGUUCAAUGGUAAUUCAUUGCAAAGUAGGAAUUUUGUACGUUAUUGAUGGCUUUAUGUACCUGUCGGUUGACUGA
This is a messenger RNA of Triticum turgidum subsp. durum (durum wheat), 315 nucleotides long. The record is from the annotation of a GenBank genome assembly. Lineage: Eukaryota; Viridiplantae; Streptophyta; Magnoliopsida; Poales; Poaceae.